Messenger RNA from Paramecium pentaurelia, 1402 nucleotides. The record is from the annotation of a GenBank genome assembly. NCBI's taxonomy places the organism in Eukaryota, Ciliophora, Oligohymenophorea, Peniculida, Parameciidae.
UAAUGGCUAUCUUAUCAUUUGAAAUAGUUUUGACUUUAACAGCCUUCUUAUUGUAUUAUCUGUACUACAAAAAGUUCAAAUUCUUCACAAUUGUUGAAAAAUUGGACGAGAAGAAUGUUAGGAACAAAUUACCAAGAGGAAAAUGUCCACCAUCUUAUCCUAAUGGUUGGUAUCGUCUUUGCAGAUCAGGAGAAUUGUAACCAGGGUAAAAUGUAUUUUAUAUAUUAAACAGAGAAGUAAAAGAAAUUAAAUUGUGUGGAAGACAUAUUGCAUAUUACAGAGGAACUGAUAAAUAAGUAUAUGCUGUAGCUGCCUAUUGUCCUCACAUGGGUGCCAAUUUAGGUAUUGGUGGUUAAGUGAAGUUUCGAUCAUGCAUUGAGUAAUGAUAUUAAGAUAAUCUUAAAAAGAUGUCCAUUCCAUGGAUGGACUUUUGAUGGGAAAAGUGGUUUGUGUGUCAAUUCAGAACAACUAGAACCAAAGAUAGUCACAACUUAUUGUUAUCCUGAUAUAGAAAGAGUGACUAAGAAUUAAAAGGGAGAAUAUAUAUAAAAGAUUGCAGAGGGUGAAGUUAAAAUAAAAACAUACUUAGUUAAGGAAAUAAAAGGAAUAGUGUAUAUCUGGUUACAUUCAAAGGAAGCAAAGCCGUAAAACUUUUAAUGCUAUGUUUUAGAUGGUAUGAUAUUGUAAGUGAGAAGAGUGAACAUUUAACUUUAAGAGCAGAGAGUGUCAAUUAUGUUAAUUGUCACAUUCAAGAAAUACCAGAAAAUGGAGCUGACUUGAGACAUUUUGAUUAUAUUCAUAAAUCUGCUAUGGAUAUUAUACCUUCUUGGUUGGUGAGUUUGAAAUGGGAAAUGAGAACAAAGAAUGCUAAUGAUUCAGAUUUCUUAAAAGAUAUGACACAUCCUGUUAAUAAAUGCAGAUAAUAUCAAAAAUACCUUUUUGAUUAAUAUUUUACAAACAAAGAAUUGAUUCCAUAUAUGAAUGUACUCAUUUUAGAUGGAUAUGUAAUUCUAUUCAAUAAAUUUAAAUUUCAUGCUAUAUGGGCUACUGGAUUCUAAAUGGGUCCUGCAACUGUUGCCUUAUAUGUAAAGAGUGCAAUAUUUGAAGUAUUAUUUAAAUAAUCAAUUUAACCUGUUGAAAAAUUCACUUAAAAAGUGUAUCAUACAGUGUUUACUAAUGGUUAUUUGCCAUAUUGGUUUUCUGCUUAUUUGCUUCAUGCAGAAUUGAGAUAAGUUCUAUUUGAUGUCAAAUUAUGGAAUGCCAAAAUAUUCUCAGAAACACUAAAAUACAAUUUAAAAACCUAUUCUGAUCAAGCAUUAUUAUAUUGGAGAUAAUGGUAUUCAUAAUUCUAUGAUGGUGCUGCUGAAUUUGAGAAAGGUUUAGAUAAAUUAGAAUGGUGAAA